Psilocybe cubensis is the source of this 1065-nucleotide messenger RNA. RefSeq lists its product as uncharacterized. Lineage: Eukaryota; Fungi; Basidiomycota; Agaricomycetes; Agaricales; Agrocybaceae. The transcript is spliced from 2 exons. The record is from RefSeq and is a predicted model, not a curated record. The coding region runs from base 1 to 1065 and encodes 354 amino acids.
AUGAAGGUGUACAAAGCGGAACAACUUGUCGACCCUGGACACCCGGCUGCCUCCAUCAGAAAAGCACUUUUCCCGAACGUUAGAAGGGAUGACUUGGGGAUAAAGAUGAUGCCAACUGGACUGUUACUUCGCGAGAAAAGGCAGUUCCCCGCGAUACCUAUCUUGAGUUGGAGAGAGCGCGUCGAGAUGGCGAAAGAAGGGGGUCUAACUGCUCGCCAUUUGCAAAACAACAUCAACUUGCGGGGCACGAUAUUCAAACCGGGGGAGCAGCUAUAUCCGAAGUACGACUACAACAAUGUUCUCCUUCCUACGCAGAAGAUCACCCCUUGCAGUCCGGUCCUCGACGUCUUGUUGAAAAAGACCUGGAGACGGGUCCCGAUGGCGUUCCACAUUUCUACGUCCAAAGCUCGAAUGGGGUCGUUUCGUCAUCAAAGGAAGCACAUAGAGAAACGGUUGAGAGCGGCCAUCAAUCUGAUAGUUACCCGAGGCGCGUAUUUCGACCGCGAAGCGGAUAAAAUUGGUAUUAACAUGGAGGACAGUGGUAGAAAGUGGGUCAUGCAGGGCUGGACAUAUAUGUUCCUACCUUCCACAAAAAUCCACCAAAUGCCAUAUACUGAGCUCAUCGACCUCCUUCGAACUUUACUUGCCCACAUCAACUCCCAGGCUAUGACUAUGGAAAAAAAGUGGUUGUAUGACUCUCUUGUAGCAGAGGAAUUGGGCAGUAGACUGAAUCGCACAGGGGAACGAACUAAAAGUUUGUCAUCUUCUGCUGUUUCUGAUGUCCAUCUGACCGGCCUUCUCCAAGAUGACUCAAUGCACCCCGAUCUAGUCGAAAAGGUUGGUCUGGUGAACCUACAAAAGUCUCGUGCUCAGAAGCGCGAUUCGGCCCCAGAGUUGAUAACAUCUGACCGAAAAGAGGAACAGCAUGGUUUGAGCAACGUGUCCACAGAGGCUUUGCCGUCCAGAAUCCUCGCUGGCAAGACCCCGGCCGUCUGGAAGCAGGAGCUUAUCUCUAGCUUGUCGCUCUUAGUCGGUCAGAAACACAACUCCUCCCACGAAAAGUAA